AUGGACGACCUGCGGGUGCAGUGGAUACGCGACCGCGUGUACACGGCCUUGGGCCUCACAGACCCCCAGCUCUUCGAGGAGCUGCUGGUCCGCGACGAUGGCGAGGCCGAGGACCUCAUCCUGCACUUCCUCAACCACACCAGCGAGGAGGAGGGCGCCGCCACGCUCUUUUUCUACCGGAAGGUGCUGCCCGAGGAGGUGGAGGUGGAGGUGGACGCCGACGAGGUGUCGGCCUCGGAGGGGCAUGAAGAGGAGGAAGGAGAGACCAAGUCUCUGAAGGUCGAGUCCAUGGACAAAGUGUCAGCCAAGAGUGGGCAUUCGAGAGCCAGCUCCAUGUUUCAGUCCGUGGUGAGCACAGAGGAUGACAGCUGGAGGACCGUCAGGCACAUCGUGGACAAGACGCAUCUCCACGUGCUCUGCACUCCUGUCCCCGAGGAGUUUCUGGCCCAGAACGUGGUGUUUUUCCUGAGAAAUACAAAAGAGACGAUCUCAGAGGCCAGCUACAUGAAGGAAGCUAUGGAGAUCAUGCCCGAGACGCUGGAGUACGGGAUCCUAAAUGCCAACAUGCUCCACUUCCUCAGAGACAUUAUGUAUCAGGUUUUCUUGCCGGCCUUGUCCUUCAAUCAGCACAAGGAGGCGAGCGUGUCUCUGACACCUGGAGAAAUGCAGGACUCUUUCGAUACUGAAACGGAACUGCUGAACGCGCAUGGGGAGGCCGUGGAGUACCACAGCGUCCAGCUCAUACGGGACGAGUUCUUAAUGAACGUCCAGAAAUUUGCAAAUAAUAUUCAGAGAACAGUGCAGCAACUUGAAGGAGAGAUCAAGUUAGAAAUGCCCAGCAUCAGCGUGGAGGGCGAGGUGUCCGCCCUGGCUGCUGACCCGGAAAUCAUCGAGAGCUUGGAGCAGUGUGUCAUCAACUGGCUGGGCCAGAUCACCGUGGCUGUGGAGGGCCAGCUGAAGAAGACGCCGCAGGGUAAUGGUCCUCUGGCCGAGAUCGAGUUCUGGAGGGAAAGGAACGCGACUCUGAGCGCCCUCUACGAGCAGACCAAGCUCCCGAUCGUCAGGAAGGUCCUGGAGGUGAUCAAGGAGGCGGACUCCCUGCUCGUGGCCAACCUGCAGCCGGUCCUGACGGACCUCUUCAAGCUGCACAUGGAGGCCUCGGACAACGUGCGCUUCCUCUCCACCGUGGAGCGCCACUUCAAGAACAUCACGCACGGGUCCAGCUUCCACGUGGUCCUGGAGACCAUCCCCUCCAUGAUGAGCGCGCUGCGGAUGGUGUGGAUCAUCUCGCGGCACUACAACAAGGACGAGCGCAUGAUCCCCCUCAUGGAGCGCAUCGCCUGGGAGAUCGCCGAGCGCGUCUGCAGGGUGGUGAACCUGCGCACCUUGUUCAGAGAAAACCGGGCGAAUGCACAGCACAAGACCCUGGAGGCCAAGAACUCCCUGGACAUGUGGAAGAAGGCCUACUUCGACACCAGGGCCAAGAUCGAGGCCUCGGGGCGGGAGGCCCGCUGGGAGUUCGACCGGAAGCGGCUGUUCGAGAGGACGGACUACAUGGCCACCAUCUGCCAGGACCUCUACGACGUCCUGCAGGUGAUGGAGGAAUUUUAUAACAUAUUUGGUCCAGAACUGAAGGCCGUGACGGGGGACCCCAAACGCAUCGACGACGUCUUGUGCCGGGUGGACAACCUGGUCACCCCCAUGGAGAGCCUGACCUUCGACCCUUUCUGCAUCCAGUCCGCGCACUACUGGAAGUACGUGAUGGACGACUUCAAGAUCGAGGUUCUGGUUAUUGAGAAAGAAGCAAAAAAUUUUAUUGACGAGUCCUUUAAGACGCUUCGGUCGGCCGAAGCAGCAUUUGACAUGCUUCUGAAGUUCAAGCACAUCCGGUCACGGGAGGCCAUCAACCGGCAAAUGAUGAUGAAGUUUAACGACAUUCUGGUGCAGUAUUGUAAAGAGAUCGACAUCAUCAAUAAAAUCUUCGUCCAGAACCACGAGAACCCGCCUCUGUACAAGAACCACCCCCCGGUGGCGGGCGCCAUCUACUGGGAGCGCUCCCUGUUCUACCGCAUCAAGCACACCAUCCUGCGGUUCCAGGAGGUGCAGGAGAUCCUGGACAGCGAGCGGGGCGAGGAGGUAAAACAAAAGUACCUGGAAGUGGGCAGGACGAUGAAGGACUACGAGGAGCGGAAGUACGAGCUGUGGAGGGACACGACAGAGCAGCUGCUGCCGACGCUCAUGAAGAAGAGUCUGCUCAUGAAGAUUACUGCCAACCCCGAGGAUGCCGCCGAGACCUCCGACAGGGGCAUCACGUUUGCAAUCAAUUUCCCGUUCGCUCUCAGGGAGAUUAUUAACGAAACCAAGUACCUGGAGCAGCUGGGAUUUCCCGUCCCCGAAUUAGCAAGGAACGUGGCCCUCCAGGAGGACAAAUUCCUCAGGUACACGGAGGGCAUCCAGCACAUGCUGGACCACUACCACAUGCUGGUCAGGACGCUGAACGACGCCGAGUCUUCCCUGCUCGACGACCACUCGCAGGAGCUGCUCCGCGUGUUCCGGUCUGGAUUCAAGAGGCUGAACUGGAACUCGCUAGGUGACGCCUCCCGCCUCAUUGCUGACUACAUAACGCGGUGCAAGCAGGCCAUCGGGAAGUUCGAGUCCCUCGUCCACCAGAUUCAUAAGAACGCGGACGACAUUGCCUCCAGGCUCACGCUGAUCGAGUCCAUCAACCUCUUCAAGUACCCGGCACCCAAGACCGAGGAGGACCUCCCAGGCGUGAAGGAGUUCUUCGAGCACAUUGACCGGGAGAGGACCAAGGACGUGGACUACAUGGUCCGGUGGUACCUCGCCAUCGGGCCCCUGCUGACCAAGGUCGAGGGCCUGGUCAUCCACACCAACACGGGCAAGGCGCCCAAGCUGGCCACCUACUACGAGUACUGGGAGAAGCGGGUCUACGAGGUCCUGACCAAGCUCAUCCUCAAGAAUCUGCAGGCCUUUAACUCCUUGAUCCUGGGCAACGCCCCUUUGUUCCAAACGGAGACCAUCCUGACGGCCCCCGAGAUCAUCCUCCACCCCAACGCCAGCGAGAUCGACAAAAUGUGCGUCCACUGCGCCCGAAACUGCGUGGAGGUCACCAGGAACUUUGUUCGCUGGAUGAAUGGCAGCUGCAUAGAAUGCCCCCCGCAGAAGGGGGAGGAGGAGGAAGUCGUGACUAUCACCUUCUACAACGACAUCUCCCUGAACCCCCAGAUCAUCGAGCAGGCCCUCAUGAUCCCCCAGAAUGUCCACAGGAUUCUGGUCAACCUCACAAAGUACCUGCAGAAGUGGAAGAAGUACCGGCCCCUCUGGAAGCUGGACAAAGCCAUCGUGAUGGAGAAAUUCGCCGCCAAGAAGCCCCCGUGUGUGUCCUACGACGAGAAGCUACAGUUCUACACGAAGAUCUCCCAGGAGGUGAUGCGCCAGCCCUUGGUCAAGGAGGAGCACUGCGUGCGGCUGCAGCUGGGGCCGCUGGCGCACACGGUGCAGGAGAGCGCCAAGGCCUGGGUGAUGUCGCUCGGGAAGCUGCUCAACGAGUCGGCCCGGGAGGAGCUGCACAGCCUCCACGAGGAGAUGGAGAGCCUGGCCAAGAACCUGAAGAAGAGCCCCGGGACCCUGGAGGAUCUCAAGUUUGUCCUCGCGACGAUUGCGGAAGUGAGGAGCAAAUCCCUGGUCAUGGAGCUGAGGUACAGGGACGUCCAGGAGCGGUACCGCACCAUGGCGAUGUACAACCUGCACCCCACCAAUGCGGAGAAAGAGCUGGUUGACAAGAUCGAGAGCAUGUGGCAGGACCUGUUCACCGACUCGGUGAACGUGGAGCACGCUCUUGGCAGCAUCAAGAGAACCUUCACGGAGAUCACUCGAAGCGAGAUAAUGAACUUCAGGCAGCAGAUGGAGGACUUUGCGAAACGGUUUUAUUCUGAAGGCCCUGGCUCGGUGGGUGAAGAUCUUGAUAGCGGCAUGGACCUCUUAGGCAGCUUUGAGAGGGAGCUGGUGAGGCAUGAAAGGAACCGCCAGGAGCUGGCCAACGCGGAGAAGCUCUUCGACCUCCCGAUCACCAUGUACCCAGAGCUGCUGAAGGUGCAGAAGGAGAUGACUGGGCUGCGGAUGAUCUACGAGCUCUACGAGGAGCUGAAAGUGGCGAAGGAAGAGUGGUCCCAGACGCUCUGGAUCAACCUGAACGUGCAGUUCCUGCAGGAGGGCAUCGAGGGCUUCCUGCGCUCCCUGCGCAAGUUCCCGCGGAUGGUCCGCAACCUGGCCGUGGCCUUCCACCUGGAAGCGAAAAUGAAGGCCUUCAAGGACUCGAUCCCCCUGCUGCUGGACCUGAAGCAUGAGGCGCUCCGGGACAGGCACUGGAAAGAGCUCAUGGAAAAGACGGGCGUGUAUUUCGAGAUGACCGAGACCUUCACCUUGGAGAACAUGUUUGCCAUGGAGCUUGACAAGCACGCGGACGUGCUCAACGAGAUCGUCACGGCAGCCAUCAAGGAGAUCGCCAUCGAGAAGGCCGUGAAGGAGAUCCUGGACACGUGGGAGAACAUGAAGUUCUCUGUGGUCAAGUACUUCAAGGGCACCCAGGAGCGCGGCUACAUCUUGGGGUCCGUGGACGAGAUCAUCCAGUGCCUCGACGACAACACGUUCAACCUGCAGAGCAUCUCGGGCAGCCGCUUCGUGGGGCCCUUCCUGCAGACGGUGCACAAGUGGGAGAAGACGCUCUCGCUGAUCGGCGAGGUCAUCGAGAUCUGGAUGCUGGUGCAGAGGAAGUGGAUGUACCUGGAGAGCAUCUUCAUCGGAGGAGACAUCCGCUCGCAGCUGCCGGAGGAGGCGAAGAAGUUCGACAACAUCGACAAAGUGUUUAAAAGGAUCAUGGGCGAGACCUUGAAAGACCCCGUGAUCAAGCGAUGCUGCGAGGCCCAGAACCGCCUCUCGGACCUGCAGCACAUCAGCGAGGGCCUGGAGAAGUGCCAGAAGAGCCUGAACGACUACCUGGACUCCAAGCGCAACGCCUUCCCCCGCUUCUUCUUCAUCUCCGACGACGAGCUGCUCAGCAUCCUGGGCAGCAGCGACCCGCUCUGCGUCCAGGAGCACAUGAUCAAGAUGUAUGACAACAUAGCGGCGCUGCGGUUCCAGGACGGGGACAGCGGGGAGAAGCUGGUGUCCGCCAUGAUCUCCGCAGAAGGCGAGGUCAUGGAGUUCCGCAAGACCGUGCGGGCCGAGGGCCGCGUGGAGGACUGGAUGACCGCCGUUUUGAACGAGAUGCGCAGAACCAACCGGCUGAUCACCAAAGAGGCUAUUUUUAGAUACUGUGAAGACAGGAGCAGGGUGGACUGGAUGCUGCUGUACCAGGGCAUGGUGGUGCUGGCCGCCUGCCAGGUGUGGUGGACCUGGGAGGUGGAGGACGUCUUCCACCAGGUGCAGGCGGGCGAGAAGCACGCCAUGAAGAGCUUCGGCCGGAAGAUGCACCGGCAGAUCGACGAGCUGGUCACGCGCAUCACCCUGCAGCUGGGCAAGAACGACCGCAAGAAGUACAACACCGAGCUCAUCAUCGACGUGCACGCCCGCGACAUCGUGGACUCUUUCAUCCGGGGCAGCAUCCUCGAUGCCCAGGAGUUCGAGUGGGAAAGUCAGCUGCGCUUUUACUGGGACCGAGAGCCGGACGAGCUGAACAUCCGACAGUGCACGGGCACCUUCGGCUACGGCUACGAGUACAUGGGGCUCAACGGGCGGCUGGUCAUCACGCCCCUCACCGACCGCAUUUACCUGACGCUGACGCAGGCGCUGUCCAUGUAUCUGGGCGGAGCCCCUGCUGGCCCCGCAGGGACUGGCAAAACCGAGACCACCAAGGACCUGGCCAAAGCCCUGGGCUUGCUCUGUGUUGUAACCAACUGCGGCGAAGGCAUGGACUACAAAGCCGUCGGGAAGAUCUUCUCCGGCCUUGCUCAGUGUGGGGCCUGGGGCUGCUUCGACGAGUUUAACCGGAUCGACGCUUCUGUGCUGUCCGUCAUCUCGUCUCAGAUCCAGACGAUCCGGAACGCCCUGAUGCACCAGCUCACCACGUUCCAGUUCGAAGGGCAGGAGAUCUCGCUGGACUCGCGCAUGGGCAUCUUCAUCACCAUGAACCCUGGCUACGCGGGCCGCACGGAGCUGCCCGAGUCGGUGAAGGCGCUCUUCAGGCCGGUGGUGGUGAUCGUGCCCGACAUGCAGCAGAUCUGCGAGAUCAUGCUCUUCUCCGAGGGCUUCCUCUGGGCCAAGACUCUGGCCAAGAAGAUGACGGUUCUGUACAAGCUGGCGCGUGAGCAGCUCUCCAAGCAGCAUCACUACGACUUUGGGCUCCGGGCCCUGAAGUCGGUGCUGGUCAUGGCGGGCGAGCUGAAGAGAGGCUCCUCCGAGCUCAAAGAGGACGUGGUGCUGAUGCGGGCGCUUCGCGACAUGAACCUGCCCAAGUUCGUCUUUGAGGACGUCCCCCUGUUCCUCGGCCUGAUCUCCGACCUGUUUCCCGGGCUGGACUGCCCGCGCGUCCGCUACCCCAGCUUCAACGACGCGGUCGAGCAGGUGUUCGAGGAGAACGGCUUCGUGGUCCUGCCGGUCCAGGUGGAUAAAGUCAUUCAGGUGUACGAGACCAUGCUAACCCGCCACACCACGAUGGUGGUGGGGCCCACGGGAGGCCUGUGUCAGGCGCAGACCAAGCUGGGCCUGACGACCAAGCUGUACAUCCUGAACCCCAAGGCCGUGAGCGUCAUAGAGCUCUACGGCAUCCUGGACCCCAGCACCCGCGACUGGACGGACGGCGUGCUGUCCAACAUCUUCAGGGAGAUCAACAAGCCGACGGACAAGAAGGAGCGGAAGUACAUCUUGUUUGACGGCGACGUGGACGCGCUGUGGGUGGAGAACAUGAACUCCGUGAUGGACGACAACAAGCUGCUGACGCUGGCCAACGGCGAGCGCAUCCGGCUGCAGGCACACUGUGCGCUGCUCUUCGAGGUGGGAGACUUACAGUACGCCUCCCCCGCGACCGUGUCCCGCUGUGGAAUGGUCUACGUGGACCCCAAGAACCUGAAAUACCAGCCCUACUGGAAGAAAUGGCUUCAGCAGAUACAGAACAAGGUGGAGCAGGUCGUAUUGCAGAACCUCUUUGAGAAGUACGUGCCCUACCUCAUAGAUGUGAUCGUGGAGGGCAUCGUGGACGGGAGGCAGGGAGAGAAGCUGAAGAUGAUCGUCCCGCAGACGCACCUGAACAUGGUGACCCAGUUGACCAAGGUGCUGGACGCGUUCCUCGAAGGGGAGAUAGAGGACCCCGACCUGCUGGAGUGCUUCUUCCUGGAGGCGCUGUACUGCUCGCUGGGCGCCUGCCUGCUGGACUUCGGCCGCAACCGGUUCGACGAGUGCAUCAAGCGCCUCGCCUCCCUGCCUUCUGCCGAGCUGGACGGGGUGUGGGCCCGGCCCGGGGAACUGCCAGCUCAGCUCCCCACCCUGUACGACUUCCACUUCGAUCCUGCCCAGAAGAGGUGGAUCCCGUGGAGCAAGCUGGUUCCCGAGUACGUGCACUCCCGCGAGAGGAGGUUCAUUGAGAUCCUGGUUCACACGGUGGACACCACCCGCACGGCCUGGAUGCUGGAGCGCAUGGUCAAGAUCAAGCAUCCCGUUCUUUUGGUCGGCGAGUCUGGCACCUCGAAGACAGCCACCACCCAGAACUUCCUCAAAAACCUGAGCGAAGAGACUAACAUUGUGCUGAUGGUCAAUUUCUCUUCCCGCACCACCUCCCUGGACAUCCAGAGAAACUUAGAAGCAAACGUGGAAAAACGGACCAAGGACACCUACGGCCCCCCCAUGGGAAAACGCCUGCUGGUGUUCAUGGACGACAUGAACAUGCCCAAGGUGGACGAGUACGGCACCCAGCAGCCCAUCGCCCUGCUGAAGCUGCUGCUGGAGAAGGGCUUCCUGUACGACCGCGGCAAGGAGCUGAACUGCAAGAGCAUCCGAGACCUCGGCUUCAUCGCGGCCAUGGGCAAGGCGGGGGGCGGCCGCAACGAGGUGGACCCGCGGUUCCUCUCGCUGUUCAGCGUCUUCAACGUGCCGUUCCCCUCGGAGAUGUCUCUGCACCUGAUCUACUUCUCCAUCCUGAGAGGCCACACCUCGGUGUUUCACGAGAGCAUCGUCGCCGUGAGCGACAGGCUGACGCGCUGCACGCUGCAGCUCUACACGGACAUCGUGCAGGAGCUGCCGCCCACCCCGUCCAAGUUCCACUACAUCUUCAACCUGCGCGACCUCUCGCGGGUGUUCCACGGGCUGGUCCUCACCAACCCUGAGCGGUUCCAGACGGUGGCCCAGAUGGUGAGGGUCUGGAGGAACGAGUGUCUGCGUGUCUUCCACGACCGGCUGAUCAACGAAGACGACAAGGCUCUGGUGCAAGAGUACAUAUCAGACCUGGUCACGGAGCACUUCAAGGACGACGUGGAGGUGGUGAUGCGGGACCCCAUCCUGUUCGGGGACUUCCGCAUGGCGCUGCACGAGGAGGAGGAGCGCAUUUACGAAGACAUCCAGGACUACGAGGCGGCCAAGGCUCUGUUCCAGGAGAUCCUGGAGGAGUACAACGAGAGCAACACCCGCAUGGACCUGGUGCUGUUCGACGACGCCCUGGAGCACGUGACGCGCGUGCACCGCAUCAUCCGCCUGGACCGCGGCCACGCGCUGCUGGUGGGCGUCGGCGGCUCCGGGAAGCAGUCCCUGGCCAAGCUGGCCGCCUUCACGGCCGGCUACGAGGUGUUCGAGAUCCUCCUGAGCCGCGGCUACUCGGAGAGCAACUUCCGGGAAGACCUGAAGAACCUCUACCUGAGGCUGGGCAUCGAGAACAAGACGACGAUCUUCCUGUUCACGGACGCGCACGUGGUGGAGGAGGGCUUCCUGGAGCUCAUCAACAACAUGCUCACCUCAGGCAUGGUGCCCGCGCUCUUCGCCGAAGAUGAGAAGGAGACCAUCCUCAGUCAGAUUGACCAGGAGGCGCUGAAGCAGGGGGUCAGCCCGGCCAAGGAGUCCGUGUGGCAGUACUUCGUGAACAAGAGUGCCAACAACCUGCACAUCGUCCUGGGCAUGUCGCCCGUGGGGGACGCCCUGAGGACCUGGUGCCGGAACUUCCCAGGUCUGGUGAAUAACACUGGCAUUGACUGGUUCAUGCCCUGGCCGCCCCAGGCCCUGCAUGCGGUCGCCAAGUCAUUUUUAGGGCCUAAUACGAUGAUCCCGGAAGAACACAUAGAAGAUCUGGUGGAACAUGUGGUUUUGGUGCACGGGUCCGUGGGUGAAUUCAGCAAACAAUUUCUGCAGAAGCUGAGGCGCAGCAACUACGUGACUCCCAAGAACUACCUUGAUUUUAUUAACACGUACUCGAAACUACUGGACGAGAAAACCCAGAAUAACAUAGCUCAGUGCAAGCGGCUGGAGGGCGGGCUGGACAAGCUGAAGGAGGCCUCCAUUCAGCUGGACGAGCUGAACAGGAAGCUGGCCGAGCAGAAGAUCGUGCUGGCCGAGAAGUCCGCCGCCUGCGAGACCCUGCUGGAUGAGAUUGUCACCAACACAGCCACCGCGGAGGAAAAGAAGAAGCUGGCGGAAGAGAAGGCCAUAGACAUCGAGGAGCAGAACAAGAUCAUUGCGGUGGAGAAGGCCGAGGCCGAGACGGCCCUCGCCGAGGUCAUGCCCAUCCUGGAGGCCGCCAAGCUGGAGUUGCAGAAGCUGGACAAGUCGGACGUGACAGAGAUCAGGUCCUUCGCGAAGCCCCCGAAGCAGGUGCAGACGGUGUGCGAGUGCAUCCUCAUCAUGAAGGGCUACAAGGAGCUCAACUGGAAGACGGCCAAGGGCAUGAUGUCCGACCCCAACUUCCUGCGCUCGCUCAUGGAGAUCGACUUCGACUCCAUCACCCAGGGCCAAGUGAAGAACAUCCGCAGUCUCUUGAAGACUCUCAACACCACCAUUGAAGAAAUGGAGGCUGUGAGCAAAGCAGGCCUGGGGAUGCUGAAGUUCGUCGAAGCCGUCAUGAGCUACUGCGACGUUUUUAAAGAGAUCAAGCCCAAGAGAGAAAAGGUGGCCAGGCUGGAGCGGAACUACUUCCUCACGAAGCGGGAGCUGGAGAAGAUCCAGAACGAGCUGGCGGCGCUCCAGAGAGAGCUGGAAGCCCUGGGGGCCAAGUACGAGGCGGCCAUCCUGGAGAAGCAGAAGCUGCAGGAGGAGGCGGAGAUCAUGGAGCGCCGGCUCAUCGCCGCGGACAAGCUCAUCUCGGGGCUGGGCUCGGAGAACAUCAGGUGGCUGAGGGACCUGGACGAGCUGAUGCAUCGGCGUGUCCGGCUGCUGGGCGACUGCCUGCUGUGCGCGGCCUUCCUGAGCUACGAGGGCGCCUUCACCUGGGAGUUCCGCAACGAGAUGGUCAACCAGGUCUGGCAGCAGGACAUCACGGAGCGGGAGAUCCCCCUGAGCGUCCCUUUCCGCCUGGAGAGCCUGCUCACGGACGAAGUGGAGAUCAGCAGGUGGGGCUCCCAGGGCCUGCCCCCCGACGAGCUCUCCAUCCAGAACGGCAUCCUCACCACCCGGGCCAGCCGCUUCCCCCUCUGCAUCGACCCCCAGCAGCAGGCCCUCAACUGGAUCAAGAGAAAAGAGGAGAAAAACAACCUGCGGGUCGCCUCCUUCAACGACCCCGACUUCCUCAAGCUGCUGGAGAUGUCCAUCAAGUACGGCACGCCCUUCCUCUUCCACGACGUGGACGAGUACAUCGACCCCGUGAUCGACAACGUCCUGGAGAAAAACAUCAAGUUCUCCCAGGGCCGGCAGUUCAUCAUCCUGGGCGACAAGGAAGUGGACUACGACUCCAACUUCCGGCUCUACCUCACCACCAAGCUGGCCAACCCUCGGUACACGCCGUCCGUGUUCGGGAAAGCCAUGGUCAUCAACUACACCGUCACUCUGAAAGGCCUGGAGGACCAGCUGCUGAGCGUGCUGGUGGCCUUCGAGAGGCACGAGCUGGAGGAGCAGCGGGAGCACCUCAUCCAGGAGACGAGCGAGAACAAGAACCUGCUGAAGGACCUGGAAGACUCCCUGCUGCGGGAGCUGGCGACCUCCACGGGCAACAUGCUGGACAACGUGGAGCUGGUGCAGACACUGGAGGAGACCAAGUCCAAGGCCACGGAGGUGUCGGAGAAGCUCAAGCUGGCGGAGAAGACGGCCCUGGACAUCGACCGGCUGCGGGACGGCUAUCGGCCAGCGGCGCGGCGGGGCGCCAUCCUGUUCUUCGUGCUGUCGGAGAUGGCGCUGGUGACCACCAUGUACCAGUACUCCCUGAGCGCCUUCCUCGACGUCUUCGGGCUGUCGCUGAAGAAGUCGCUGCCCGACUCCAUCCUCAUGAAGCGGCUCAGGAACAUCAUGGACACGCUGACCUUCAACAUCUACAACUACGGCUGCACAGGGCACAGCUCGUGGGAGGGACAGGACAGCUCGGAGGAGCGGAGGCCUGGACGUUCUUCCCAGCCUGUGUUGGGAGCCACGCUGCUGCGCACACUGCCUUGUCCGUGCGCUGCCCACUGGUAUGACCUGGACGCGCUGGAGCAGUCCCCCUUCCCCCUGGGCUACGACAGCAGCAUCACCCCCUUCCAGAAGCUGCUCAUCCUGCGCUGCUUCCGCGUGGACCGGGUCUACCGCGCUGUGACCGACUACGUGACGGUCACCAUGGGGGAGAAGUACGUGCAGCCCCCGAUGAUCAGCUUCGAGGCCAUCUUCGAGCAGAGCACCCCGAACUCGCCCAUCGUGUUCAUCCUGAGCCCCGGCUCCGACCCCGCCAGCGACCUCAUGAAGUUGGCCGAGCAAACUGGCUUUGGGGGAAACCGCCUCAAGUUCCUCGCCAUGGGGCAAGGCCAGGAGAAGGUGGCCCUGCAGCUGCUGGAGACAGCGGUGGCUCGUGGGCAGUGGCUGAUGCUGCAGAACUGCCACCUGCUGGUCAAGUGGCUGAAGGACCUGGAGAAGUCCCUGGAGCGGAUCACCAAGCCCCACCCCGACUUCCGCCUGUGGCUCACCACCGACCCCACCCAGGGCUUCCCCAUCGGCAUCCUGCAGAAGUCCCUGAAGGUCGUCACGGAGCCGCCCAACGGGCUGAAGCUCAACAUGAGGGCCACCUACUUCAAGAUCUCGAACGAGAUGCUGGAGCACUGCCCGCACCCCGCGUUCAAGCCGCUGGUGUACGUGCUGGCCUUCUUCCACGCCGUGGUGCAGGAGCGCAGGAAGUUCGGCAAGAUCGGCUGGAACGUCUCCUACGACUUCAACGAGUCCGACUUCCAGGUCUGCAUGGAGAUUCUGAACACGUACCUGACCAAAGCCUUCCAGCAGCGCGACACUCGGAUCCCGUGGGGCAGCCUCAAGUACCUGAUUGGAGAGGUCAUGUACGGAGGCCGGGCCAUCGACAGCUUCGACCGCCGCAUCCUCACCAUCUACAUGGACGAGUACCUGGGGGACUUCAUCUUCGACACCUUCCAGCCCUUCCACUUCUUCCACAACAAGGAGGUGGACUACAAGAUCCCCGCGGGCGCGGGCGACCCCAAGGAGCGCUUCGUGGAAGCCAUCGAGGCCCUGCCGCUGGCCAACACGCCCGAGGUGUUCGGUCUCCACCCCAACGCGGAGAUCGGGUAUUACACGCAGGCCGCCCGGGACCUGUGGUCUCACCUGCUGGAGCUGCAGCCUCAGACAGGGGAAUCGAGCAGCGGCAUCAGCCGAGAGGAUUACAUUGGCAACGUGGCCAAGGACAUAGAGAACAAGAUGCCCAAGGUCUUCGACUUGGACCUGGUCCGGAGGCACCUGGGCGCGAGCAUCACCCCGACGUCGGUAGUGCUGCUGCAGGAGCUGGAGCGCUUCAACAAGCUGCUGGUCCGCAUGUCCCGCUCCCUGGCCGAGCUGCAGAGGGCCCUGGCCGGGGAAGUGGGCAUGAGCAGUGAGCUGGACGACGUGGCCAGGUCGCUGUUCAUCGGGAACAUCCCUCACAUCUGGAGGAAGCUGGCCCCCGACACCCUGAAGUCCCUCGGGAACUGGAUGCUCUACUUCCUGCGGCGCUUCAGCCAGUACACGUCCUGGGUCGUGGAAAGCGAGCCCAACGUGAUGUGGCUCUCGGGGCUGCACGUCCCGGAGUCCUACCUCACGGCCCUGGUGCAGGCCACCUGCCGGCGGAACGGCUGGCCCCUGGACCGCUCCACCCUGUUCACGCAGGUGACCAAGUUCCAGGACGCGGAUGAAGUGACUGAGCGGGCAGGACAAGGGUGCUUUGUGUCAGGACUGUACCUGGAAGGCGCGGACUGGGACCUGGAGAGAGGCUGUCUGGUCAAGAGCAAGCCCAAGGUGCUGGUGGUGGACCUGCCCAUCCUCAAGAUCAUCCCCAUCGAGGCCCACCGCCUCAAACUGCAGAACACCUUCCGGACGCCCGUCUACACCACCUCCACCAGGAGGAACGCCAUGGGCGUGGGCCUGGUCUUCGAGGCCGACCUCUUCACCACCAGGCACAUCUCCCACUGGGUGCUGCAGGGCGUGUGCCUCACCCUGAACUCCGACUGACCCCGGGGAGGGGCUCGUGAGGGGCUCUCAGUCCACUCUCGUUUGGGGGGCUUCUCGAGAGGCAGCAAUGGGGGUUUCCUUUCACUUGAAAUCAGCCAUUUUCCUCUCUCCCAUAAAAUUCGGCUGCACGGCUUUGUUUUUGAAGCUUUUUUAAGGAG
Myotis lucifugus (little brown bat) is the source of this 13757-nucleotide messenger RNA. It is a transcript of the gene DNAH10, whose product is annotated as dynein axonemal heavy chain 10. Lineage: Eukaryota; Metazoa; Chordata; Mammalia; Chiroptera; Vespertilionidae. The record is from RefSeq and is a predicted model, not a curated record. Gene Ontology annotation, molecular function: dynein intermediate chain binding; dynein light intermediate chain binding; minus-end-directed microtubule motor activity. Gene Ontology annotation, cellular component: dynein complex. Gene Ontology annotation, biological process: microtubule-based movement.